UCACGUGAUCCGUCUCUUAAAGCUUCUUGUCCGGACACAUCCUGUGCAUUACACAUAACAGACAUAUGUAGGCGUGCAUACACACUGAAGACGUGAACAGUGGCAAAAUAUAAAUCAAAUAAACAACAGAGCCGAAGACACUGAACAGGUGACCGAAUAGCGCAAGUUUUCUAAAAUGUGUGGGAGAACUGCGUGCACCCUGGCCCCCGACGAGGUGAGCCGAGCCUGCCGCUACAGAGACCGAAAAGGGCGGCUCCGACAGCCCAGGUGGAGGGAUGGAGAUGCGGAUAAAUAUCGACCCUCCUACAACAAGAACCCCCAGUCCAUGAGUCCCGUCCUGCUGUCAAAGAGGCAUUUUGACAAGAGUGCAUCUGUGGAUAAGUGUGUGCUGGCUACUAUGCGCUGGGGCCUGAUACCUGCCUGGUUUGGGGAAAAUGACCCAAGCAAGAUGCGGUAUAGCACCAGUAACUGCCGCAGCGACGGUCUACUGGUAAAGAAAUCCUACAAGGAGCCCCUGCUUAAAGGACAGCGCUGUGUCGUCCUGGCUGAUGGCUUCUAUGAGUGGAGGACACAGGAUAAAGUCAAGCAGCCUUUCUUCAUCUACUUUCCUCAGACUCUGGGAUCCACUGGGGGGAAGACAGAUGGUCCCUCGACUCCAUUUCCCCACAAGGAGAAUGUAGAGAUAUCCUGCACUCCAGAGGAGGCUGCCCCUGACCUGAAUGAGGAAGGCAGAGAGACAAAAGAGUGGACUGGCUGGAAGUUACUGACUAUGGCGGGACUGUUUGACUGCUGGACUCCCCCAGAUGGUGGAGAUCCCCUUUAUUCCUACAGUAUCAUCACUGUGGAUGCUUCCCCCAAUCUGGAAGGCAUCCAUCACAGGAUGCCAGCAAUUCUGGACGGAGAGGAAGAAGUGAGAAGUUGGCUCGAUUUUGGUGAGGUGAAGUCUUCACAGGCCAUGAAGCUGCUCCAGCCAAAGAACAUUUUGACCUUUCACCCCGUCUCGUCACUUGUCAACAGCACACGCAACAACUCCCCGGAGUGCCUGCAGCCACUAGAUCUUCAGAGCAAAAAGGACGUGAAGCCCAAAGGCAGCAGUAAGAUGAUGAGCUGGCUGAAGAGCAGCACACCUUCAAAGAGGAAGGAACCGAGCAGCUGUGAGACUACAGGAGAGGAGGAAAGCAAAGCCAAGACUCCGCGCAAGUCUGCAGGGCCUCUUCAGCAGUGGCUUCAUGGAGCCAGUAAAAAACCUCGGACCAAAUGAAGACAUGGACUGCAUCCAAAAAUCUUCAUUAUUCAGAUCACAUUUAUGCCUUAUCUUUUGUAUUUUGACUUAUUAGCUAAUUUGAGUUUGAGAUGACAUGCAUGUCCUAGUUGUUUGUUAUUAAUUGCUAAAUAUUUUAUAAAACUAACAAAGACUUACGGUUAGUGCUGGUGCAAAGUGACAGUUUUACACUUUCAUUCAGAUGUCAAUAAAUGUCCAAAAAAAUAAACACAAUAUGCUUUAUUCAAGA
Molecule: messenger RNA, 1511 nt
Organism: Myripristis murdjan (pinecone soldierfish)
Lineage: Eukaryota; Metazoa; Chordata; Actinopteri; Holocentriformes; Holocentridae
Gene: hmces
Product: 5-hydroxymethylcytosine binding, ES cell specific
Exons: 7
Coding region: 176-1261 (361 amino acids)
Biological process (GO): protein-DNA covalent cross-linking repair
Molecular function (GO): single-stranded DNA binding
Source: RefSeq, a predicted model, not a curated record